This is a messenger RNA of Nezara viridula (southern green stink bug), 978 nucleotides long. The record is from the annotation of a GenBank genome assembly. NCBI's taxonomy places the organism in Eukaryota, Metazoa, Arthropoda, Insecta, Hemiptera, Pentatomidae.
AUGUGUUCACUUAAGAGUGUUGUUUUAAGGAAAUUUAUUUCUCAAAGAUGUUUUCACACCACACAAAUACGAAUGAUAGAUCCAAAGACUGUUGAAGAAAUUAAAAUUCCAGUACCUUGGGGUCACAUUGCAGGUAAAUGGUGGAGAAAAAAUGAAGAACAGCCGGUAUUAGCUUUGCAUGGAUUAUUCGAUAAUGCCGCUACCUUCGAUAGACUGAUGCCUUUGUUAAAUGAAAAUAUUUCAGUUUUAGCUUUGGACAUGCCAGGCUUCGGUAAAUCAUCGAAUCCUCCUGCCGGCAUGUCUCCUAAUUAUUUAGAACUGAUCAUAUGGAUGCGUUACCUGAUAAAGGAUUAUUUCAAAUGGAAGAAAGCCAAUUUGCUUGGCCAUUCCUUCGGAAGUAAUCUGUCCUUUUCAUAUUCAGGAAUGUUUCCAGACGAUGUUGAAAAAUUUAUCAGCAUUGAUUGUAGUAGAUUCAAUAUGGCUUCAAAGCCUGAGUACUUACUUGAUGAUCUAAAAAGAGGUUAUAUGGGCGGAGUCUUGAAGACACUUGGAAUUCCUUAUGAGGGAAAUUAUCAGCAACACUUGGAUCACAUGUAUAACAGUAGAGCAAAAACUCCUUUCAAGUUAUCUAAACAAUUUUGUGAACUUUUUCUUUCAAGAGACUUGGAAAAAAUUUCUGAGGAUGUUUAUAGAAAUACGACUGAUCCGAGGCCUCAUCUGAAGUACAUGGGCAGGCCGACUACUUCGUUUUUAGAUGCUUUAGCUGGACAAAUCAAGUGUCAAAUGCUAGUUAUAAGGGCUACCGGAGGGGUUUUAGUGAAGCAUCGUAAGGAAAUGCUUGAGAAACAGUUAUCUAUAAUUUCUCAGCAUUCUCCAAGGCUUGUUUGUCAAGUUGUCGAAGGUGGACAUCAUGUACAUUUGGAAAACCCUGAAAGAGUUGCACCAAUAAUUAAUAAAUUUUUUGAAACCUAUGACUGA